Messenger RNA from Phaeoacremonium minimum UCRPA7, 582 nucleotides. RefSeq names its product putative regulator of chromosome condensation -like protein. The transcript has a single exon. NCBI's taxonomy places the organism in Eukaryota, Fungi, Ascomycota, Sordariomycetes, Togniniales, Togniniaceae. The record is from RefSeq and is a predicted model, not a curated record. Bases 1 to 582 code for a protein of 193 amino acids.
AUGACGAGGGCUCAGAUGCGGCAGCGGAGGCUGUACAUCACCGGCAUGGACGAGGACGAGGACUUUAGGACAGCCCAGAUCCCGUCGGAAUUCACGGUUGCACCACCGCCAUUCCGUGUAACCACAACGUCAGAUUGCAGCGAGGACGAGGACGAGACGGCGCCAAGAGUGAGGCGCAGGACGCCGAACCGCAUCGGGGCGCUGCCCUUUGAGAGCGACAGCAGCGAGGACGGAAACCCCUUUGCGCCGUACGAGUACGCCUCGUUCGAGGACAUAGCGCCCAUGGGCUACCGGCGGGGAGAGAGCAUGACGCUGGCUGAAGCUGCCGAGGCGUCGCAGCUGGCUACGCAGGAGGCGGUACGAGCGGUGGGAGGGGAGCUGAUGGCGCCUCACGCCAAGUUCAACAUUGAGAAGGACAAGAACAAGUGCACGAUCAAGUUCGACCCGCCCGUAUCAGGCAGGUUCAUACUGUUGAAGAUGUGGAGUCCGCACCACGACCCUACGGGGAAUAUUGAUAUCCAAGGCGUUAUUGCGAAGGGCUUUGCUGGACCACGGUAUUUUCCGUCGGUAGAGCUACGAUGA